AUUCAUGAGGUAGCUAGUAAUACACCAUCACUGCAUCAGCAAAUUCACAAACUGAACAUUUCUCAGCAACAUACUGAGAACCAAGAACAAACAGCCAUGAUCCAUCCCAAGAGGUUUACUCAGUUGCUGAGGAAGUGGCAAAGAGUCAGGAUGAUCUCCAGAGACGACGAAGCCUGCUGCACGACAUCGCAGGUCGCAGACAAGGGCCACUGCACUGUUUACACGGCGGAUGGGAGGCGGUUCGAGGUCCCGUUGGCUUACCUCGGCACGACAGUCUUCGGUGAGCUACUAAGGAUGUCCCGGGAGGAGUUUGGGUUCACAUGCGACGGCAGGAUCACACUGCCCUUAGAUGCAGUUGCAAUGGAGUAUGUCAUGUGCUUGCUCAGAAGAAACGCCUCUGAGGAAGUAGAGAGGGCGUUCCUGAGCUCUGUAGUAAGGUCUUGCCAUUAUUCGAGCUCUAUUAUGCCAUCCGUGUCACUGCGCCGGCAGCUUGCAGUUUGUAGCUCCUGAAGAUAUGCAUAGUUUGCCAUCAUUGUUCUUCAUUUUGCAUGUCAUAUCCAAUACAAUUUCAAAUAGUUUAACACAGGAGAAUGGAAGUUAAAUAUUAGCGUA
Brachypodium distachyon (stiff brome) is the source of this 612-nucleotide messenger RNA. Its product is annotated as auxin-responsive protein SAUR36. Bases 97 to 510 code for a protein of 137 amino acids. The record is from RefSeq and is a predicted model, not a curated record. Lineage: Eukaryota; Viridiplantae; Streptophyta; Magnoliopsida; Poales; Poaceae. Gene Ontology annotation, biological process: response to auxin. The transcript has a single exon.